This is a messenger RNA of Brienomyrus brachyistius, 3063 nucleotides long. RefSeq names its product tripartite motif containing 16 (gene trim16). The record is from RefSeq and is a predicted model, not a curated record. NCBI's taxonomy places the organism in Eukaryota, Metazoa, Chordata, Actinopteri, Osteoglossiformes, Mormyridae. The transcript is spliced from 6 exons. Gene Ontology annotation, molecular function: zinc ion binding; protein binding. The coding region runs from base 331 to 2244 and encodes 637 amino acids.
AGGAAACAAAGAGAAACCUGGUUUGCUACUAGAUUUGGGCACGGCUCUCAUUUACGCAACGGAUCCUUCGUCCACAGAGACCAUCCCACUUUGCUCUUCCUAUUCUGCGUAACUCUCUGAGCUUGGGGAGGGCCAGGUGUGGUGGCGGGGUGAGUAAAACUAUGAGAACAAUGACAGCUGACGUUCCUAAGGUGUAACGAGCUACUGUGCUCCACUCCGCUUCACGAGACACUGCGACAGGUGUGACGGAGCACGCCUGCCAAGGAGGUGGCCAGGAGAACAAGAGCGCGAGCAAGCAAGGUCAGAACAAGCGAGAUCCAAAGAUCAGCCAUGGCCAACACAGACACAGACCUGCCUGCUGGAUCGGCGCAGCCCCCAAGCCAGUCUGCUUGCCCAGACGUGUCAUCAGACCCAAGGCCGGUCCCCUCAAGGCAGCCUGCCGGUGAGUUUUGUGACAAGGCUCAUGAAGGCAAAGCAAAGAGCUGCUCACCAGACAAAGUCUCAGAAGAUCCCAGACCUUUGGAGGCUGUGAAUGUGCAGGUGAAUGGCACCGGGGGAAAAAUGGGGCCAGAGCCCCCCAAGAUCAUGGGCACCAAUAACGAGAUAGAAGAUCCAGAACUUGAGAGGUCAGAAGAAGUACAAGACCAAGAAAAAGGUCCCGAGGUGGCCAGUGAAGAGGUGACCCUCACGGAGGCUGGAGACCCGGAGGACGCCCUGAGCCCGGGCGAUGUGGCGUGCGACUCGUGCAUCGAGAGCCCCCGCCGGGCGUGCAAGUCCUGCCUCACCUGCCUGGUGUCAUACUGCAAGGCUCACCUGCGCCCCCACCUGGAGAACACACGCUUCCAGAGUCACCGGCUGGUGGAGCCACUGCAGGACAUGGAGAUACGCUCCUGUGACAUCCACCACUGGCCCCUGGGGCUAUACUGCAACCAGGAUGGGUGCUGCGUGUGCCAGGAAUGCGCCAAAGGGGGGCACGGAGGGCAUGACAUCAUGCCUGCCAGACAAGCGCGGCAUCUGAUUGAGAAGGAGCUGGAAAACAAGCGGAUGGAGAUGCGGAGAAGUGUCACCGCCGCGGACAACGCCAUCCAGAAGCUGCACAGCAACACCGCCUCCAUCGAGGCCUCUGUGGCUGAGGUGCACAACAUGAUCAGGCAGCAGUUCAGCAGGCUCCAGGCCGUGGUCGAAAAGGCCCAGAAGGAGGUGACGGAGAUCCUGGACGGUGAAGCCAGGCAGGCCUUCAAGCAGGCCGACGGCAUCCGGACGCACCUCGAGCACAGAUGCAGAGAGCUGAGGAAGACACAGGCACACAUGGAUAAGCUCUCCAGGCAGAGUAACGACAUCGACUUCCUGCAGGAAUACUCGCAGUGGAAGCAGGAGUCUCUGGAUUUCUCCCUGCCCAGCGUGUACAUCAGCCUGGCGGAUCGCAUGACCUGCUUCAGUCGCACCGUCAUGGAGGCGACCACGGAACUGAGCGAGCACCUGCCGUCCAUCUACAGGGAGAAGCUGAAGGGAUCGGAUAAGGCCGAUAAAAUUGGGAUAAAGACGAUGGUUCGUGCACUGACUGCCCUGAAUCACGUCAAUCCGAAGACCCGAAAUGACUUUCUGAAGUACUGCACCCCGCUGAGCUUCGAUGCUGACACCGUCCACAGGUUCCUGCGGCUAACCAAGGAGAACAGGAAGGUCACCAACACCACCCCUUGGCAGCACGACUACCCGGACACAUCACAGCGCUUCGAGCACUGGAGGCAGGUGCUGGCGGUGGAGAGUUUCUACCUGGGCCAACACUACUUUGAGGUGGAGGUGAUCGGAGAAGGGGUGCAUGUGGGCCUCACCUACAAGAGCAUCGACCGGAAGGGCGAGGGCACCAGCAGCUGCAUCAUGGGUAAUAACUUAUCCUGGUGCCUGCAGUGCGGGAAGCGCGGCUUCUCCGCCUGGCACGGUGACGCCGAGACGCCCCUAAAAGCGGACGGGUUCACGCAUAUAGGCGUCUACGUGGACUACAGACGAUCCUGGCUGGCCUUCUUUGGUGUGAGCGACACCAUGACCCUCCUUCACGAAUACCGCGCCGAGCUCCUGGAGCCCCUGUUCGCUGCCGUCUGGCUCCCCAAGAAGGACAACUCCGUGAUGCUCAUUGGGCCUGAUGACACCCCAUCUGAGACGGGCUCCUUGGCCCCUUCCACUUCUCCCAAUGCCACCACCGUGGCCACCAACACUAAUGGAACCAGUGCAACGCAACAAAGUUAAGGCCUCAACCGUUUAGUUAGUGAACGUCAGCAGAAUUGGAGGCGUUGCCAGCCCUAGCAGAUAAAGUAUAACAUCAUUAACAAAUUUCUGAAUGAGUCCUUUUACUUUUCAACGCUAAACAGAACGCAGCUCCUGUGCUCAUGAGGCAGCUCUGCUUCAGCCAUUUCAGGAAGCACCGGCUCCUCGCUGGGUCAGCUGACACACAGAUGACACUGUGGCGUGACUAACCGCAGGAAAACAAAAGGCAUGCGUCACUUUGCAUAACGAUUGGAGAGCAGGCAGGUGGCAGGCGACCGGGGCCCACGCACUGGGGAAGUGCUGAGGACCCGUCCAGCCGGUUUCCACAGGAAGACCAAAUGCCUUUCAAGCCACAAAGAAGUAGUGAGUGUUAUUUUAGCUUGCUUACCUGGGCUGACCUGUACAAAUUACUGCCCAGUCAAAACUCCACAUCAGCCUGUGGUCACUGACGCUGUCACACCUGACUUCUAUACGUCUAUUUCUCACUUUUAUUUUUAAUAAAUAUUUAUGGAUAAAAACUGUUUGCUGUAUCUUUAUUAUUAAAAUUAGUUCAGCAAUAUUUUUAAAGAUGGCACUGCAUUUAUUACUCUUAGAAAUGUCACAUUUUACAUUUCACAGCAAGUUCGUACAGUUCUGUACAAUUAUAACUAAAUGAAGAUUCACUGAGACCCGGGAGGAUUUGGUACCACAAUUCAGUGUCAGUAAAAACAAGGUGAAAUAAGAGCAAUUGUAAAGUGUGGCUCUCCACAGGGAAAGAGCUUAGAACCCCUUAAAACAAAUACUUAUAAUAACAAUGAUAUU